This is a messenger RNA of Arabidopsis lyrata subsp. lyrata, 1525 nucleotides long. RefSeq names its product F-box/kelch-repeat protein At4g19870. The record is from RefSeq and is a predicted model, not a curated record. Gene Ontology annotation, molecular function: protein binding. Bases 59 to 1252 code for a protein of 397 amino acids. NCBI's taxonomy places the organism in Eukaryota, Viridiplantae, Streptophyta, Magnoliopsida, Brassicales, Brassicaceae. The transcript is spliced from 2 exons.
AAAUUGUUUUUCUCAUUUGACCCAGUUUUCGCGAAAGUCAUCACUGUGGGCUGUGGCUAUGAAACUCCUAGCAAAACCACCGGAAAAGAAGAAGAAGAAGAGGACGACAAAUGAUUCGUCACCAACUCUGUCGCCGUCAUCUCCGUCGUUUUCUUCUCUCCCAGACGAAAUCGUCGUGAACUGCUUAGCUCGGAUCUCAAGGUCGUACUACUCAACACUCUCAAUCGUUUCGAAAAGCUUCCGCUCAAUUCUCUCUUCCACCGAGCUCUACGCAGCGAGAUCUCACAUCGGAAUCACCGAGCAGUGUGUCUAUGUCUGUCUACGGGAUAAAAGUUAUCAAUUUCCGAAAUGGUUUACACUCUGGACUAACCCUAAUCGAGCCAACUCCAUGAUUGAGAAGAAGAGGAAGAAAAAGAAGAUAAUUAUGGUUCCAGUUACCUCUUCUAAUUUUCCAUAUGUAUCACAAUCCACCGUAGUUGUUGGUUCUGAAAUUUAUGUUAUCGAUAGAGCACCUUCCUCUGCUGUGAGGGUCCUCACUUGUGGCAGUCACACUUGGCGUGAUGCCCCUAGUAUGACCGUAGCCCGGAAGAAUGCAAUCAUUUAUGUUUACAAUGGGAAAAUCUAUGUAAUGGGAGGGUGUGAAGGAUUAGAGGAUGAACCAUGGGCCGAGGUAUUUGAUACAAAGACUCAGACUUGGGAACACCUUCCUGAUCCGGGUACUGAGGCACGUAAGAGUUACAUUUGCAGUAUCGGAGAGAUUGAAGGAAAGAUUCAGAUUCACUUUGGGACUUUAAAGGAGAUGUAUGCUUAUGAUACGAAGCAAUGUAAAUGGGAAAACCGUGUAAACAAAUAUGCAACGUAUGCGAGGCCAGAAUGUAUGAUUGAGAAUGUAUCCUUCUCCUUUGCUUCCGAGGGUGGUAUAUAUCGUCAAGGCCAGUUCCGGUGGUAUGGCAAAAAAAAGGGUUAUUGGAAAGAGGUGAAAGGGUUAGACUCACUACUACAGAGGUACAGCAAGAAUGGUGGCUCAAGUCAUAAUACGACUAAACUAGUUAGCUGUGGUGGGAAACUCUUACUUAUUUGGGAAGGGUAUAUGAAGCAUAAUCCCAACAAUAGGAAGAAGAUUUGGUGCGCGGAAAUCGGGAUAGAAAAUCAUGAUGGAGAUGAGCUUUGGGGAAAUGUUGAGUGGUUUGAUGUUUUGCAUACCGUCCCCACAUCAUGUCAGCUCUUGCAUUGUCUCGCUGUCUCGGUUUGAUUGACUUGUAUCCAGUUGGAAAGAUGACAAGGAAGCCGAGGCCAAAGGAAGAGAGCAACAAAGAGUUGGAGAUUAAUUAGUUAAGGUUAACAGCCACAUUUUGUCAAACUAGCUACUAUGGCAAAUUAGUAUUCGUCUUUUGGUAUAUUCAUCUAAUCCCUUGUUGUUUUGUGUUAUACUGGUAAUUGAGUUUUUCUUUAUUAACAAGUAGGGAUGUCUUGAAAAACCAAAAAGCUGUAGGUAUGAUCUUUUCUAUUAACCCUUUCGGGAUCA